CCCCCUCCCUCAGGAUGUCCCAGCUCUCUUCCACCUUGAAGCGCUACGUGGACUCACCCCGCUACUCGGACACCUUGCCUUGCAGCAAAGCCUCCACCAGCUACGCCACCUACUCCUCCUACUCUUCCAAACUCUCCUCCUCUUACUCGGACAAAGAGAAACUCAGCUACAAGCCCGGCACUCCUUCCAGCUACUUGACUUCGACACACCUGCGGACGUCGGGGGCUACUGCCUCUUCUUCCUUGAACUUCGAUGGGGGCGGGAGGCUGCUCCAGCGCCCGGACUCGGGCACCAGGCUGAGCCCCGGGUACAGCCGGGUCCCCGUGCGGCCCUCCGGGGGGCUGAGUGGAGGGGCCACCUACUCCUUUGCGAACGGCCCUUCGACCAGCUAUGGCUCCACCCCGCUGGGACGCAAGAAAUCCAGCAGCCAUUCCGACCUGGCCCGGGAGCUCUCCUCCAUGCACCUGUCCUCGGACCCCUACCCCUCCACCUCUACCCGCAGCCCCUUCGCCGCCCGCCCCCGGCAAGAGCUCUGUAGCAUCCAAGGGUUUUACCAGCCCAGCAGGCACUCGGAUUACGUCCAGGACUACUUGGAGUCCUACAGUCGCAAAGGGGGGCGUUCCCCGGGAUUGCACAGCUCCACUCCAGAGGUCAUCACCUCUUCCUUCCGCCCCACUAGCCAUUCCUCCGUUCAGCAGUGGGAGUGGAAUGACAGCCAGACCGACAUCCCGAGCAAGGAGAAUCCGUGUUUCAUGAACUCCAUCCUGCAGUGCCUCAGCAACACCAAAGAGCUGCGCGAUUACUGCCUGCAGAGCCAAUACGUUCGCGAUCUCAACAACAACAGCCGCAUGCAGAUGUCGCUCAUGACGGAGUUCGCCAAGCUCAUCCAGGCGUUGUGGACCUCCUCUCCCAACGAAUCCGUCAGCCCUUCCGAAUUCAAGAUGCAGAUUCAACGAUACGCCCCCCGCUUUGUGGGAUACAACCAGCAGGACGCCCAGGAGUUCCUGCGCUUCCUUCUCGACGGGCUCCACAGCGAAGUGAACCGAGUGUUGGUCCGGCCCAAAGGCAACAACGACAACCUGGACCAUCUAGCACAUCAGAUCCUCUGUUCUCGUUCUCGGAUGACGCGAAGCAUCUCUUCAAGCGUCCAGGCAGGAGGAAAGUCCGUCUGCUAUGUGCAUAGGAAGCCUGCUUGGCCUCAAACUUCAUGUUCCCCGUCUUCUCUUCCUUUAGAUCUCUUUGUUGGGCAACUCAAGAGCUCCUUGACCUGCAGUUCUUGCGGCUACUGUUCCACUGCCUUUGACCCUUUCUGGGAUCUGUCCCUGCCCAUUGCCAAGGUAACCUUCCACGCCCUGGGGCUCCCGUUGGAUAAACAAACCUCCUUCGCUUGUGGGAACCAUUUGGCCCUCCCCCCUUUUUCCUUAAUUCCUCGCCCAGACCUGAAACGUUUCUCCGAAGCCAGGAUGCGAUCCAGCAAACUCACCACUUUUGUCAAUUUCCCACUUAAGGAUCUGGAUCUACGGGAAUUUGCCUCUCAGAAUUGCAACCACGCAAUUUACAACCUCUACGCCAUCUCCAACCACAGUGGGACCACCAUGGGUGGCCAUUACACAGCCUACUGCAAAAGUCCUGUCUCUGGAGAAUGGAACGCCUUUAACGACUCACGCGUCACACCGAUCUCCCUGGGCCACCUCCGCAGCAGCGACGCCUAUCUCCUCUUCUACGAGCUGGCCAGCCCGUCUUCCCGAAUGUAGCCCCCAGGUCACGCUCCCCUACCCCGCUCUGCCAACGCGCGUCCCCCACGAAAAAGGAGUCCUC
This is a messenger RNA of Thamnophis sirtalis, 1818 nucleotides long. NCBI's taxonomy places the organism in Eukaryota, Metazoa, Chordata, Lepidosauria, Squamata, Natricidae. The record is from RefSeq and is a predicted model, not a curated record.